This is a messenger RNA of Phytophthora nicotianae INRA-310, 1552 nucleotides long. RefSeq lists its product as hypothetical. The transcript has 2 exons. Bases 132 to 731 code for a protein of 199 amino acids. The record is from RefSeq and is a predicted model, not a curated record. NCBI's taxonomy places the organism in Eukaryota, Oomycota, Peronosporomycetes, Peronosporales, Peronosporaceae.
AUUUUCAUCAAAUGGGCUUGAUAUUUCGUGUUUGCAUGUUUUAGCAUUCCCGAUCGCAAUAUUUGCGUUAGCCAACCCUAAAGUUAGCAUCAAGCCACAGCACCAAUGUGCCAUUUCUAUUCUGGCAUUCCAUGAGCAACAUCGAGAACGGGACGGCAUUGCAGCUACUGUGUGCAAAGCAGAACGCUUACUACAUUGAGGCCGUGCAGGACGCUCUGCAAGCGGAGGAGCAGCGCAAACAAAAAUUACAUAAGGCCAUCAACAAGCAAGAGGUCAAGCGACUCGAGAAGCAGUUCAUCCGUGAACGAAGCGCAGAUCGCGAUCGACUUCGCCACAUCCAAGAAGACCACGCAUUGCUGCUGAAUGCCAAAAUUGCCGAAUGGAAGGCGACUGGUGGAAUGGUGACACUUGCUCCUAACGAUACUAAACGAAAGAGUGCUGGGCGUCGAGCAGAAUGCAAACGGAAGCCACACAAGGUGACAUUCACGAAGGAGUCGCUGGAUCGCCUUGCUGUGCCUCGUGUAUCGACUGCCAAGACAGAGGACACAGAUGAUUGCCCUACAGCGUCUAAUUACAGAGGCAGCGCGCAGACUUCUCAAGAGGUCGAGUUCUACAAGAACGUAUACCGAAAGCAAGACCGCGAGCGAUUGGCACGCAACGCACCUCCAUCGCUUUCAACACUCACGGCUUCAAACCUCCACACGGUUCGUACAACCAUUGCAUUGAUCUAAUUCUAGCCCGAUUCAAAUUUUAUGUUUGUGAAAAGAUGUCGGAGACCGAGCUGCUUCGCAAGAAGGCGAAUCUGUUGUCGGAGCUGCACGGAGUGGUGUCGUUGGAGGCUCGCAUCAUCCAGGACGACCAGUGUACGAUCCGUUCGUCUGUGUCGAGCUGGAAAUCCAGCGGCUAUCGACCUCACAGAUAAAAUAUUGCAGUAGUAUAACAUCAGCGCAAAUAGGUACCACACAGACAUUGCGUCCACCUUCUUUAUGAAUAAGCCGUAGCUGCUGCAGUGGCCGAGUGGCGUGUCACUAUUCCUCUUCCUUUUGUGGUGGUGGUCCGCAAGGUUGGAGCAUUUUUUCCAACAUGUUGUAGCGCACACGGCCCAUGGACUCGUUCUCCGCCACAGCGAAGUACGCUAGCAUGUCUGAGUGACCCAAGUGAGACGCCAGUGUGUCGCGCUGCUGGUUCACUGCCCACUCACUACAACAGCAUCAUAAACAGUAAUUGCGAGUUAGCGAGUUAGUUGAGGAGUCAUUAUUACAACGUCCGAGCGACGCACAAUUUGGUCGUGUCAGCGUGGCCCGUUCCCACAUAUUUGGCCUGUAGGUGCUCCCACUGCCGGUUGAUGUUGAAGCGAUCUGCCGCCUAGCAAGAACGAAGUGCACACGAAGCAGAGAAGCGGGUUACAUGUAGCACAGCGCAGACGCAGCGUACAGAUCCACGCACCAUUUCGAGUUAGCACUCCUGGACGCAAUUGGUUGAAAAGAAAAGGAAACUUAAUUGAUGUGGUCCACUUAAUAGUAAAGCUGUAAUGUCAAAAUUUGGUCUAGUG